Molecule: messenger RNA, 691 nt
Organism: Argentina anserina (silverweed cinquefoil)
Lineage: Eukaryota; Viridiplantae; Streptophyta; Magnoliopsida; Rosales; Rosaceae
Exons: 1
Coding region: 64-384 (106 amino acids)
Source: RefSeq, a predicted model, not a curated record
AUACCUACUUCUUUCUCGAGCACUCUUCUUUCUUUGGCGUGAGAGAGAGACAGACAGACAGACAUGGCGGCCGCUUUGAGUUGGCUUACUGUCUUUCUAUACCCCAAAAAGGAUUCAAACACUAAAACUGAAAAUGGCGAGCAUGUCAAGGUCUCCAAGAUUGGAGUUCGCGGAUUGUCGUCGUCGUCCCACAGUGCACCUGCUGCUGGAUUUCAAAUGCCUCUUCACUAUCCUCGGUACACAAAGGCAGAUUACGAGAAGAUGGAGGAGUGGCGGUUGGAUUUGCUUCUCAAGCAGUACGGCCUACUUGCUGUCAUCAAUGGCACUCUCGAGGAGAAGAGGGCUUAUGCUAUCGGAGCUUUCCUCUGGCCCGAUCAAUAUUAAGAGAUGCAAUGACCUAUAUAUAUAGUUCUUCUAUAUCGCACACAUAUCUUGUAUGUGUGUUUAUGGAGCUAGCCUGUUGUAUAAUAUCCUAGUAUUCGAUUUUGGUCUGUAAUUUGGGUCGUAUGAGUAUUUGCAUUCCAGCUAGCACCUGAUCGAUGCAACUGUCCUAUUAAACCAAGGAGAACGUUAAGGCCAAAUAAUGGUUAUUAAGUUGCGGAUGUAAAAUAUACGGGCAUGGCUUCCUGUAGCAUGACUUGAUAAUCGCAAUGAAUAUCAAUAUUACCUGGUAGCUACCUGAUCACUUGCA